CUUAACGUCACAAAGAGGCAAGCCCAUAAAAAUAGGUUACACUACCAUUUGAUUUGUAACUGGUGUAAUAUUAGUAGACAUGCCUGAAAACGUACGUUUAAUCGUAUUUAUGUCAUAGGUUGAAUUUGUAACAGCAACCCGCUAGCUAGCGAGCUAGCAUCUGUUAGCUUACCUCUAAAUGUGGUGACAGGCAGGUCCACGGAGUAAUAGAAGAGUUUUGUCAAAAUGAGCGCCGGGUUUGGCAGGGCUGUCUUUUUUUCCACAGCCGGAGUCUGCCGCGGAGGCUCCGGAUAUGCCUCUUUGUCAAAACCUGAAGGCAUUGUUGCUCGGUCAAUGCUACAGUUCGACCUCGACGGUUCUCCUUUCGAGGUGGCGCAUGCGCACUGAGUACCUUGCAAUGGCGACAUAGAGUCUCAUCGCAAAUUCCACGCACCGCGCCAUGGACAUUUGGGCUUUCUUCCCCGCAAGCGUAGCAGGAGGCACAGGGGCAGAGUGCGAUCGUGGCCUAAAGAUAACCCCAGCCAACCGGUGCACCUCACCGCCUUCCUGGGCUACAAGGCUGGCAUGACCCACAUCCUCCGAGAGGUGCACCGUGCUGGCCAGAAGCAAUCAAAACGAGAGCAAGUGGAGGCAGUUACCAUCAUUGAGACCCCCCCGCUCAUAGUGGUGGGAGUGGUGGGCUACAUCCGCACCGUGCGGGGUUUGCGUCCCCUAAAGACCAUCUUUGCUGCGCAUCUGAGUGACGAGUGCAAGCGCAGAUUCUACAAAAACUGGCACAAGAGCAAGAAGAAGGCCUUCACCAAAUACAGCAAAAAGUGGCAGGAUGAGAGCGGAAAGAAAGCGCUGGACCAGGACUUUGCUAGGAUGAAGAAGUAUUGUUCGGCCAUACGGGUUCUUGUUCACUCUCAGAUGCGACUGCUGCCCAUUAGGCAGAAGAAGGCUCACAUGAUGGAGGUGCAGUUAAAUGGGGGGAGCGUCCCAGACAAGGUGGAUUGGGCAAAGGAGCGGCUGGAGCAAGCCGUGCCCGUCUCGGCCGUCUUCCACCAGGAUGAUAUGAUUGACGUCAUCGGGGUCACCAAGGGUCACGGCUUUAAAGGCGUGACAAGUCGCUGGCACACAAAGAAGCUCCCGAGGAAGACUCACAAGGGCCUGCGGAAGGUGGCGUGCAUCGGAGCGUGGCAUCCCGCUCGUGUGGCUUUCACCAUAGCUCGAGCUGGUCAGAAGGGCUACCACCAUCGGACUGAGAUCAACAAGAAGAUCUAUCGAAUCGGCAAAGGUGUUCACAUCCAUGAGGGAAAGGUGAUCCGGAACAAUGCCUCCACUAACUACGACACCAGCCAGAAGAGCAUUACCCCCAUGGGGGGGUUCCCACACUACGGUGAUGUAAAUAACGAUUAUGUUAUGGUGAAGGGCUGUGUGGUCGGCACCAAGAAACGCGUCCUCACCCUCAGGAAGUCUUUGCAUGUGCAAACGUCUCGCAAGUGGACGGAAGCCAUCGAGCUCAAGUUCAUUGACACCACGUCCAAAUUUGGUCACGGUCGCUUCCAGACCGCACUGGAGAAAAGAGCAUUCAUGGGCCCUCAAAAGAAGGAUGCCCUGAAGAUGCUGCCAGAGGAGACUCAAAUUUGACUUUUCAAGAUGAAGCUCAAUUUUCAUGCAGAAAGAUCUCACCAACAGGAUUGUUUUUGAAUAUUUAUUGAAAAAAAACAGGCAUCAACACAUUUUAGUGGCAAAACUUGCAGAAAAUAACAGUAAUAGACUGGUAAUUUUUUGGGAAUUUUACCUUAAUUCCCUUUACUGUUUUUUAAUUUGUGAUUUUGUAUACAAAUCCUAUAGUAAUGGAUUGCAUUUAUAUAGGACUUUUCUCCUGUGACUUUCCAUAUUUCUAUUAAGUAUCACUGAUUAAAAAAAAAAUCAGACAAUUCCAGUUAAUUAUUAUUAACAAUUUGUGUAAGCCUCAAAAUCCAACGCUGAACUUUCCAUGCAAAUUCACCAGAACGUUUACCACCAUUGGCAACCUUCUCACCCCUUGAUGGUCGGUUGUAACCUUUAUCAAUAGAGAAGACAAAAGUAGGGAUGCAACAAUUAAGGAUUUUGACUGUACAAUUACGAUUAGUCGUUGUUUCUCAAUGAUAAUUUCUUAAUUACGGUCGGAAAUAACAGU
Entelurus aequoreus (snake pipefish) is the source of this 2164-nucleotide messenger RNA. RefSeq names its product large ribosomal subunit protein uL3-like. The coding region runs from base 565 to 1629 and encodes 354 amino acids. The record is from RefSeq and is a predicted model, not a curated record. Gene Ontology annotation, biological process: translation; ribosomal large subunit assembly. Lineage: Eukaryota; Metazoa; Chordata; Actinopteri; Syngnathiformes; Syngnathidae. Gene Ontology annotation, cellular component: cytosolic large ribosomal subunit; ribosome. Gene Ontology annotation, molecular function: RNA binding; structural constituent of ribosome. The transcript has 10 exons.